Pseudovirgaria hyperparasitica is the source of this 3027-nucleotide messenger RNA. RefSeq lists its product as uncharacterized. Gene Ontology annotation, biological process: regulation of transcription by RNA polymerase II. The transcript has 4 exons. Gene Ontology annotation, molecular function: DNA-binding transcription factor activity, RNA polymerase II-specific; RNA polymerase II cis-regulatory region sequence-specific DNA binding. The coding region runs from base 339 to 2651 and encodes 770 amino acids. Lineage: Eukaryota; Fungi; Ascomycota; Dothideomycetes; Acrospermales; Acrospermaceae. The record is from RefSeq and is a predicted model, not a curated record.
UUGUCCGUCCAGCUCUUGUUUGGGUAAACAGAAACAUCACAACUUCAAUUGACGACACAACAUUAACGACGCAACAUCUCGGGCGCACCUGUCGGACUACUUUCGCUAGCUUACGAUACUAACAUCUAGCAAUUUAUCGAUCGACUAGAGGACUAAAGCGGCUCAUCUCCUGCGGUCGCCGCGCAUUCUUGGAUCAAAACACGCUGGCUAGAGACUUCCCAGAGCUUUGCAAGCCGACUAUUCGUGCUUCCUAUGCCAAAGAGAAUAUAGAUUAGGCCUUUCCCUAAGACUUUCUUGAGACAGAACCACGAGGUUCGAGCUUUGCAGCAGUUCAAACAAUGUCACAUAUACAUUCUCAUCUGGGCAAACGUCCGCACUCUGCCACAACGUACAACUCAAUCGAAAGCAAUGGACAGCGGCCUGUUUCUCGAGCAUCAACUACAAGUAUACAAUCAUUCGAUCACCACAGCGCACCAACGGACAGUCGUCGGCAAUCACAAUUUAGCCAUGAGCAAUUCGCAAACUUCGACGCGGCGAACAAUUCGGGUGACCUCAAGAUUGAACGCGCCCUUCUCAACAUGAAAUACGCGGACUCCAAUGGGCAACACGGGAACGAUGCACUUCUGGACGCAUCCCUACAUGGUCUCGGAGAAAUAGCUCAUAUGAAUAGCCACCAUGGUCAAUUUGUAGGGAUGCAAAAUGGAGGCGAGUUCGGUGGUCUUGGAGACAUAUACGACCAAUCGCAGCAUAUUCAGAAUCUGCCUGAGAAGAGUCAAGAGCCCCAGCAGAAGAAGAAGAGGGGUUCACAAGCAACAGCUACCAAUGAUCGCGAGUUGAGGGACCUUCUAGCAUCGAAUAUGGAUCGCCCACUGAAAGACGUCGCUAUAGAGGUUGUCAAGACUGAGCGAACCCCUCGAUCCGAGAGAACAAAACAAUUAUUCGCAAUGCUCUGGAUCAGGGCAAGCUGCAAGAAAGCCAAAACGUCGGUGCCACGAAAUAGGGUAUAUUCGUACUAUGCCACACGUUGCGGUCUCGAACGUGUGAUACCUCUCAAUCCUGCAUCAUUCGGUAAAUUGGUGCGUGUAAUGUUUCCAGACAUCACAACAAGACGCCUAGGAGUGCGCGGCGAGUCAAAGUAUCAUUACGUGGAUCUAGCCCUCAUUGAUGAUAACGGCCACCACAACACACCCGAGGUUGACCGUGCCGUUGGUGCACAUAGCAGAAGUAACUCCAUGGCACCAAGUAGUAUGCAGUUCGCUACGCAAGCUCAACCAAGUCAACAAAGAAACCUGCCCGUUGACGCCGCAGUUUUUCCAAUUCAGGAGGCGCAUACCUCAAAUCUCCAGUUACCACAAUUAAUUACAGAAGGUCAAGACACUCAUUCCCGAAUAUAUGCUGAUCCUCUCUCCUCCUGGGGUUCUGAGAGGCCCAGAACAAGUGUCAUGUACGCCCAGAAACUCAAAUUCUUACUGCCGCAGCAGCGAAUAGACGACAACGUUGAGCUGGAACUCCCGGAUAUAUUUGAAUACGUCCCAAGCAAAACAGACAAAGAUGCCGCCUAUGGUCUUGCUGCUAACUACCGUACGCACUGUACUAAUCUUAUGGACAGCUUCCGGUACUGCAAACCCAAAAUGUUCAACAAAGUGUUCAAAACUUUCAUGGGCAAUAUGACUGUUCCGCUGGAGAAAGUCUUCCAUCAUCCAGACACAGUACCGUGGAUCAAGGAGUGCGACUGGCGCAUGUAUCAAAAAAUGAUUCGCUUCAUUGCAGGAAUUACUUUUCAAACACUACCUCAUACGGUUACCACGUUUUUGAAGUCCAUUGCGGCUACACUCCAUACUCAGAUCACCCACACAUUCCAGAAAAGCCCGAACCACGUUCUGGAAGCCAAACUUGAGCCCGCAUCUCUGUUCGCACAUCUUCUUCACCGCUCGCUGAUAACGAACGAGUCUGCACAUACCGCCACGGCAUUUUUGCAACAUGCAGAACAAGUUAAUCUCAUGUGGGGCGAUUGGACGCAAAGGGUCAAUGUCAAGCGAAUAAUGGAGAGUGAACUCCCAGGAUGUGGCUACGAAAAUGCUGAAAAGAUCCUGACCAAUGGUAUUCGUGACUUGCUUGUAAAUGAGAAUGUUCCUCAACCUACCGAGGGCGAUUCGUUUUCUCAAGGUCUGAAUGAACUCUACGCGGCUACGAAACCUUGUGCCACCUCCGAUGAAGGCUGGAUCGAUCGUAUAAUCAAGUUCGUUGAUAACAUACCGGCACUGUUUCCACAAGCCAGCGCAAGGACGUUACUCGCCUGUGUCAGCACGAUUGGCACAGCUGCUCUGAGAGAGAUCACCGCAAAUGGUGGAUCCAGUUUCCAGGCAUGGUGGGCCAUCAAAAUGUUCAUCGAUGAGAUGUGUCUUUGGUUCGCCUCUCUUGGAGGAUUUCUGGAGCAUCGAACAACCCUGCCGCGUGAUCUUCAGGGCCUAUCUCCAUUAGGUCUUGGGCUGGAAGGGGUUGUGUCCACCACGGGCGGCGAUACAAACAAUGGCAGUCGGUAUAGCAGUCUUGUUGAAAACUUUGGUGCGACUAACUUGCCUGGAAAUGCCCAAGGGGGCUAUCAACAAGCAGCUGGGCCAACGAACGAGCGUAUGAUCUAUCGUGCCUAAUCAUGUGAAGUGACAUAGACUAAUAUUGGUUUAGUUCACAAUGAAAACUACCAACACGAUCUCACUCAACAUCAGAAAUUCGAUAACGACCUUGACGAUAGUGGCAUCGGCAUGUCCUUCAUCGACGACUCCGAUCUAGCUCUCAAAAUUGCGUCUAUACCUCAUUCGCGCACCGAUCAUCAUUUCACGGCUCAGACUGUAGGCUUGAGUUGACCCGACCUCGCCGACACGGUCCGCUAGGGCUUCACGACGCAUAUUAUCCAUGCAAAUUACGAAAGAGACGACACUAUUCUGCACAGGACAGAGGGAUGGGUUGGCUUUGUGUAUAGCUCUUGAUAUCCUUAGACAUUGAUCUUCAGGCGUCAUAAGGGUUUUU